AUGGACGACGAGGACUUUGGCGAGGACGUGCUCGUCACGACGCGCCCAGGUGGCGCCAGUGUUAUCAAGGAAGAAGCCAAGACAGAGGAAUCAAGAGCCACGUGGGAAGCCAGUGCUGAAGUGCCCGUGAAAGCUGAGACGCCAUUAAAAAAGGACGAGCAGGAACAAGAUGAGGACGAAGAGCUCUAUGGCGGCGUCUCGAUCCAAUUGAACGCGUCAGCCACGUCCCAAGCGGCAGAAGCAUCGGCCGCAGCCUUGAGUGCUAGUAAUUCUACAAAAGAUGGCGAAGCUGUGUCCAAGUUGGACGAAGACGCGUCGGUGGAUCUAAAGGAGAAGGAGGAGGACGACGACGACGACGACGACGAGGAAGACGUGGCUAUUUUGCUAAGUACGGAUCAUUCAAGCAGCAAACCGACGCUGCGGUUUACGGGAGGGGGGAAUCGUUACGUACGAGGCAGUUUUGGCAGCUCUCAACUUGGCGGGGCUAGCACUGCAGGGACUGGAAGUGGGACGAGUGCGCAGACUGGAGAGGCCGGUGCAGCGGCAACUGAUGGUGUGGACGAUAUGGCCAUGUUUGGCGGCCGUCGCACGGCUUUUGACGUGGAUAUUGACCUGCUGGAAGACCGACCGUGGCGCAAACCGGGUGUGGAUAUCUCGGAUUACUUUAAUUACGGCUUUGAUGAGCACAGCUGGCGAGAGUAUGCCGCGAAGCAGUUAAGGUUGAGACGAGACUUGGCAGUCGAAAAGUCGAGAGAACAAGCGUCACGACAGGCGGUGAGUGCAGCGAACCUGCAGCAGACGAUCCGUGAUCGGGAUGCGAAACUGCAAGGACAUGGAGGAGACAUGCCCCCUGGUCGUGGAUUUCUUGGAUCGAUGAAGUCUGAAGGCGGAGACAACCCGAAUGUGGAUUUAUCGGUGGACAACCGCCAAGGGGAUGGCACCCUGGAAUGGGGCCUCCGCCAAACUUUGUGGGUCAGCAGGCCUGGAAUGGGCCUCCCAUGGGAGCGCCAUGGACUUCUGGACCGGGGAGAGGACCUCCUUGGAUCGGUGGACCUGGCGGCGGUAGAGGUCGAGGUGGUGGUCGGGGCGGCUUUGACGAUCGCAAUCGUAACGGGAAGGAUGACCAAGACGACAGACGAGGUAAAUCAAGAGAAACUGGUAAAUCAAGAGAAACAAGUUGCGAUCGAUCGUCUCGACCUCGUGAUCGUCCCCGUCGAGAUGAUUCGCGGGGUAGUGGACGUCGAGAUGGGGAUGAGGGCAAAGGCAAUAGCGAGAAGGACCGAGGACGUGACAAAGACCAAGGUCGGGAGCGCGAGCGUGACCAGGACCGUGACGGUGGCCCUGGCGGAAGCCGCGAACGAAGCCGGGAUGCUGGCCGUGACAGAGGCCGUGAGCGAGAUCGUGAACGAAGCAGGGACGCUGGCCGUGAGCGAGAUCGCGACAACGGCCAUGCACGAGACCGUGACAAUGGCAGAGAUCGUGAUCGUGGCCGAAGCCGUGAUGGCGGUCGUGACAGUGGCCGAGACCGUGACAAUGGCCGUGAUCGUGAUAGUGGCCAUGGUGUUGAAAGUGGUCGUGACCGUGACGGUGGUCGUAAUCGUGACGGUGGUCGUAAUCGUGACGGUGGUCGUGACCGUGACGGUGGUCGUAACCGUGACGGUGGCCGAGGUGAUGGUGGCCGAGAGCGUGAUGGUGGCCGAGACCGUGAAGGUGGUCGUGGUCGUGAUAUUGGUCGUGGUCGAAGUAGUGGCCUUGAUCGUGAUCGCGAUCGCCGGCCUCGAGAGCGCGAACGUAGUCGAGGAAGAGGAGCAGGAGCUCAAGAUCGGGAGCGGGGAGGACGCGACCGAGGAGACCGAGUCGGGCGUUCGGGAUCCCAAGACCGUGAGCCACGUAAGCGCAAAGAUCGGGACGAAAGUUCCGGCGGCAAUCGCGUUCCGGGUGACCAGCGUCACAAACGGGGCGGCAAUAGACGAUGAACAUGCAAGCGAUUACAACUUCAUUCUGGCAGUACAGCAUCGUACGCAACUUCGCGUCGUAACUUGUUGA
Peronospora matthiolae is the source of this 2046-nucleotide messenger RNA. The record is from the annotation of a GenBank genome assembly. Lineage: Eukaryota; Oomycota; Peronosporomycetes; Peronosporales; Peronosporaceae.